Suillus discolor is the source of this 1688-nucleotide messenger RNA. RefSeq lists its product as uncharacterized. The record is from RefSeq and is a predicted model, not a curated record. Bases 286 to 1602 code for a protein of 438 amino acids. The transcript has 3 exons. Lineage: Eukaryota; Fungi; Basidiomycota; Agaricomycetes; Boletales; Suillaceae.
GCCUGGCCUGGAUCUGCCUCGCUGUAAACACGUUUCCUGAUGGCCAAACCCGACGAAAGCGUAAUAAUUUCCCGAUAAUCCGCAAAUUUCUUACUGGACGGAUCGGAAAUAAAUCGCUUGCAGAAGUCUAAUCAUGGCGAGCAAAUCUCUCGCAACCCAGCUGGGAUAACGCUGGGAUCCCAGCCCCUACUGGCUAGUGUCCAUCGCUUCUCGUAACUGGCACGGGAUCUGAUGAUUCAGUCAGGGUUAUCUGGUUGAUGACAUUUUGGUGGUGACGACCCCCUCAUGACAGAGUAUACAACCUCACCAGAGGCUGUCCAGGUCUUUAGAAACUCCCGUGAACGUACUGAGCACUGGGUCCGUUCUCACUCGCCAUUCCAUUCCCAGUUCUAUUCCCCCGAAAGUCCCCCAUCCGUCGUCAGUGAUAUAGAUAUCGACGACUCUACCUCAGACAACGGCAGCUCGCAUUCUUUGCCUCCGAAGAUGAUGUUGAAAUAUGGGGACGGACGCGACGUUCCUAUCUCACACUGGCACUAUGACAAUGGUGGCUCUCACAAAGGGAGCAGUCAUAGUUCCAGUUCACAUCCUCAUCCCCAUCCUCAACACAGCCAUCACCACCGUGCACAUGACCGUUCAAGGUCUGCUGCUGAUGUAUAUCCUGUACGGGGUCCUCGCCACCCCGAGCAUAGUACAGGGUAUCGUCACUCCUCAGCACGAAAUGCACAUCAUGCAGACCCUGAAGAUUUAGAACCUGAAGAAAUCCAAAUCCUUCCCUCUGACCCACACGCCACUCCCUACGACUCGAGAAACGAAAAAUAUCGGCCACGCAGAGCUUCAGAACCUUACCGGCCCGAACCCUUGCAAUCCCCGCCCCACAAAAACGCUGUAGAAAUCCUGGCCACACCCUUGCCACGACACGUUCCCAGCCAUCAUGGUAGUGCUGCUCCGCCAGUUACUUAUUCGCAUUCGCAACCUAUUCCUCGACAAUACGAGCAGCAUCAUCCUGCACAUUCGCAUUCGCGACAUCGGCCUCCGCCUUCGAUCGUUUAUGCACCCGGACCUCACCACGCUACCGAUCAUUAUGCUCCACCCACUAUUGUGUAUGCCCCAACUAAGGCACCAGGCAUGACGUAUACUGUGUCUGCGCCCACGGGUUCAGGGUUUCCACAGUACCCGCGUAUUACUCCUGCCCCAUACCCCGCUGCUCAUAGUCAUCUCGCGUCUAUUCAUGAAGAAGCACGGUAUGGGAUGAGAGGGCCCCUUUCACGGGAAGAUCGGUCUAGAGCGCCUUCUCCGAUAGGCGAGGGUGAUAGCUGCGAGUCGGGCAGCACCUAUUAUGUUAUACCCACCCCUGGCCAGAAGGUGAAGGUCUUGCCCGGCCCCGUGCCUUCCCUCUACACGGCCACGUCGACCACUAAAUCGCCAUCGUCUCCUCAAUCUGGCAGCAUGGGAUUCAAGAGACCGUUUUUCAGCCGGCUUUUUAGCUUUGCGUCUGAUCUAUCAAAAGUAUCCAGAGCCCCGAGGCUCUCCUCAAAGACCAAGCUACAACGACGCCAUUCUUUAGACACGUCCACGGGUGUUCAUAUACGACACCGGUCGUGACAUUUACGUAUGUUUCUGGGAUAAAGGUUUUUUUUUUCAUUGGCAUGCUUUACUGUUUUACGUUUGUCUUUGUUGAGACUUUGGAU